Ostertagia ostertagi is the source of this 171-nucleotide messenger RNA. The record is from the annotation of a GenBank genome assembly. NCBI's taxonomy places the organism in Eukaryota, Metazoa, Nematoda, Chromadorea, Rhabditida, Trichostrongylidae.
AUGCAAUUUCGAUUUUUGGGAUGGCAGGACUGCCCGGAUUGGCUUCUCGCUCAGAUAAGCGAAUUUUCUAGUCUGUCAUCUGUCAAGUUCAAAGGAUUAUGCCAGUUGUCUGUAGAUUUUCUUCUUAACAAGAAUGUCGCUGACGGUGAUUUCGGCACGAUUCGUAUCUGA